Messenger RNA from Epinephelus fuscoguttatus (brown-marbled grouper), 15751 nucleotides. Its product is annotated as epidermal growth factor receptor substrate 15-like 1. Bases 44 to 2875 code for a protein of 943 amino acids. Gene Ontology annotation, molecular function: calcium ion binding; cadherin binding. Gene Ontology annotation, biological process: endosomal transport; endocytosis. The transcript has 25 exons. NCBI's taxonomy places the organism in Eukaryota, Metazoa, Chordata, Actinopteri, Perciformes, Serranidae. Gene Ontology annotation, cellular component: cytoplasm; clathrin coat of coated pit; plasma membrane. The record is from RefSeq and is a predicted model, not a curated record.
CUUGGAGAGGGAGGGUGGGUGCGUUCCCGCAGCAACAGGGAAGAUGGCAGCUCUCACAUCUCUCACCCAGCUGUCAAGUGGGAACCCUGUGUAUGAGAACUUUUACAGACAGGUGGACCCUGGGAAUACAGGAAGAGUGGGACCAACAGAAGCUGCCUUGUUCUUAAAAAAGUCUGGACUCCCUGACAUUACUUUGGGAAAGAUCUGGGAUUUGGCCGAUCCCGAUGGAAAAGGCUAUCUGGACAAACAGGGGUUUUACGUAGCUCUGCGGCUGGUGGCCUGUGCUCAGAGCGGCCAGGAAGUCAGUCUGUCCAGCCUCAACCUCACAGUCCCUCCCCCCAAGUUUAAGGACACCAGCAGUCCAUCUCUAAGCAGCACAGCUUCUGCCUCUGGUGAAUUACACUGGGCUGUCAGGCCCGAGGAGAAGAGUAAAUUUGAUGGGAUCUUUGAGAGUUUGGCUCCAGUCAAUGGCCUGCUGUCAGGGGAGAAGGUAAAACCAGUCCUAAUCAACUCCAAGCUACCUCUGGAUGUCCUUGGGAAGGUUUGGGACCUGAGUGACAUCGAUAAAGAUGGCCAUCUGGACAAAGAUGAGUUUGCAGUCGCUAUGCACCUGGUGUACCGGGCCCUGGAGAAGGAGCCUGUUCCUGCGCUCCUCCCCUCUGCCCUCGUUCCUCCAUCUAAGAGGAAGAAGAGUCUAGGCUCAGUGGCCAGCUCUGCGCCAGGGCUACCUGCAAGCCCUCCACCACCAAAAGACUCACUACGCUCAACACCGUCCCACGGCAGCAUGAACUCACUCAACAGCACUGGUAGCCUGUCACCCAAACACACACUCAAGUCUGGACAGCAUUCAGUGAACUGGGUGGUCUCAGUGUCAGACCGCAGUCGCUAUGAUGACAUCUUCCUGAAGACUGAUGCUGAUCUGGACGGUUUUGUCAGUGGACAUGAAGUAAAGGAGAUCUUCAUGCAGUCUGGACUUACUCAGAAUGUCCUCGCCCAUAUAUGGGCUCUGGCAGACACAAGGCAGAUAGGCAAGCUGACCAGGGAGCAAUUUGCCCUUGCCAUGUAUCUCAUCCAGCAGAAAGUCAGCAAGGGAAUCGACCCUCCACAGGCCCUGACUCCUGAAAUGAUUCCCCCGUCGGAGAGAGGCACUCCUGUACCAAGUAUGUCAGGAUAUAUGACCCCAGUGGGAUCAGAGAUGGCUGCUCUGUCAGAGAUGAGACGGGACAGCUCUAGUUCAGUAGGUUCUGGGGAGUUCACUGGCAUCAAGGAGUUGGAUGACAUCAGCCAGGAGAUAGCCCAGUUGCAGAGGGAGAAGUACACUCUGGAGCAGGACAUCAGGGAGACAGAGGAGGCCAUCAGACACAAGAGUGCAGAGGUGCAGGAGAUGCAGAAUGACUUGGACAGAGAGACAGCCAGCCUGCAAGACCUGGAGGCACAGAAACAAGAUGCCCAGGACCGCCUGGAGGAAAUGGACCAGCAGAAACACAAACUAGAGGACAUGCUGAACGAAGUCAGGAUGAAGUGCCAAGAAGAGUCUCAGAUGAUCUCAACCCUCCAGAGUCAGAUCCACUCUCAGGAGUCUGAUUUGCAGAGCCAGGAGGAGGAGCUGAGCCGGGCAAAGGCCGACCUUGGCCGGCUGCAGCAGGAGGAGAACCAGCUGGAGCAGAGCCUUGCUGCUGGCAAGGUCCAACUUGAGACUAUCAUCAAGUCUCUGAAGGCCACACAGGAUGAGAUCAACCAGGCUCGUAGUAAGUUGUCCCAGAUUCAGGACAGCCAACAGGAAGUGUCCAAAAGCAUUGAGCAGUACAACAGCACCUUGAACGGAACCCAUGGAGGCAGUAUGACCAACCUUGCUGAUAUGAGUGAGGGCUUCAGUGACAGAGAGAACGGUGGAUUCCCAGCCAUGGUGAGAGCAGCACAGGAGGAUCCAUUCAAAGUGAAGCCGUCUGUGUUCAACAGUCAGCCUCAGGAGCUUCACACUGACCCCUUCCACUCUGAAGACCCCUUCAAAACAGACCCGUUCAAAGGUGACCCUUUCCUAAAUGACCCUUUUGCAAAGCAGCCAUCAGCAACCACAGAUCCUUUUGGAGGAGACCCGUUUAAAGAGACCGAUCCUUUCAAGGCUUCGUCAGAAGAUUUCUUCAAGAAGACCACAAACAUGGACCCCUUCUCCACACCAGAACCAUUCAGUAAAAGUGCCACAUUACCCUCCAAGCAAACAAGUCACUUUACAAGUAUCGACCCAUUCUCUUCAAGCAACCCAAAACCCAAAGGACCAGACCUGUUUGGCACGUUGGACCCGUUUGGCAGCACUUCAUUCAACAGCAGCAAUAACAGUUCCGCUGGAUUUGCAGACUUCAGUCUCAUGUCGAAGCCCAGAGACCCUUUUGAAGGCAGAGCCAGCUGGCUGCCAGACUACCAGAAGGCGGUGUUUGCUGACGACCCAUUCAACAGGAAGAAUGAUACACCAGCUCUACCACCGAAGAAAAGUGUUCCCCCAAGGCCCAAACCACCUAGUGGUAAGAGUACACCAGUGAGCAUGUCUGGCACAGCUGACCCUUCCAAACCAUGUGACCCCUUCCAGCCAUUUGGCAGUGAUGACAUCGACCCAUUUCAGAGUAAAAAGGGCCUUGGUGACCCGUUCAGUGGCAAAGACCCUUUCGCCCCAUCAUCGGCAUCAAGUAAAGCCCCUAAAGACUCUACCUUGGGUUUUGCAGACUUCAGUUCUUUCGGGAAUGAGGCCCAGCAGCUGGAGUGGGCGAAGCGAGAGAGUGAGCGAGCAGAACGCGAGCGGCUGAAGAGGCUCAGACAGCAGGAGCAGGAAGACCUAGAACUGGCCAUCGCCCUUAGCAAGGCCGAGAUGUCCAACGCAUGACCUGGAACCUGUACCACACACAGAUACACAGACAGCGCGUAGACAGGCUAACAUACAGACAAACAUGACUGACAUCACAUCAAACAUUCAGACACAAAGCACAUCACUGGACUAACUCUCAAGCGUUCAUACAAACUCCAGUCCACACACACAGGACCUGGACUUCCAUUAUUUACAUUCCCCCACGCUCUAUGACUCAAAGAAUGGAAUGGAAAGGACUUUCAGGCAAACCUGGCUGCUGACCCUGCAUUUAGAAAACAAGCCAACAAAACUGAGGGCCGAGAACUCAUCACUGCAAAACUCUCCUACUGACAUGAAGAGAUGUAGAACUGUAGAACUGAAGAAUGAAGAAGGAGAGGAGGAGGAAGAGCCAAGAGGGGCCUGAUGGAAAGAAAUAGAAGCACUCUGUAUAUGCACUAUAGCGGCUGGACAGGACUGAGCAUACUCACUGACUGUUGUUGAUAUGGAACACCCCAACAGCUUGAAUUUCAGCUUGUUUUUCUUCUUCUUCACUCACAAUGUGGGGAAAUGGUUGUUGCUAUCAGUAGCAACAAGCAGCUGUGAAGAAAAAUAAUACUACAGUUCAAACUAAUUUUUUCCUGGUAUAUAGGGAUGACAUGAAUAUGUCAUUGAGCUACUGAUGGUAUAACUGUCUGUAAGUAUCAAGUGUUGAGUUGUUUUGCUGGUAAGAUAGGAUGAGGCUUUAAAUAAGUAUUUGUUUAUUGAGAGGCAUAUAGAGAAGACUAGAUCUGACACUCCUCAGGAUUGAGAAUUUUUAGUUCACAAUUUUCUCUCAUUCCUCAAUUUUUCUUUUGCUCAGGACAUUCUGUCAUUCUGUCAACUCAGUUAAGAAAUGAGUAUGUUGAUAGUUGAUUAUUUUUUUUCACUUCUGCUGGAGGAUAAAUGUUUCCUACUGCUGUAUGCUAAGAUGGACUAAACUCUGUAUUUGAUGUACAGAACUGAAAUUAAUUUUGAUCUUUCAUCUUACUCUGAGUUAAGUUGAAGUGUAUUUUCAGUUUUGAUUUCAUACUACUCCAGGGUGUAUGAUAAGAUUAGAGACUUCCACCCUUAAGUCCAGACAAGGCUGAAUUAUCAACCAGGCAAAGCAGGCAAUUCCUCAGGGGGCCCGAUGGCUCCAGGUUCACUGUUACCCCUUUUCCACCAACAUGGAACCAGUUUCAUUCCUAUUCCCGCACCUAAUUUUGAACCAUUCAGAGCAUUUCAGCCAAAAACAAAUUGUCUGAAAAGUUGGUUUUCAGCUUAAAUAAAAAAAUAGCAGGUUUUGCUUGAGCUGAAGUGCGAACCAUAAUGACAUCAGUGGGCGUGUCUUACACUACAGGUUGGAAAGAGAGGAUGGAGAAUGCAACAAUGAAGAAGUCAAGUGAGAAAUUGCAAAAGAGCAUGUAGUGGUCUCAUUAAUGGUUGGUCAGUGCUUGUUUUGGAGUAAAAACAUUCUUGUGAAUGCAGUCCUUUACGAACACCAUGAAGGAAUUUCUUCAAAUUUGGCACAAAUGUCCACUUGGACUUACCAGUGAACUGAUUAGAUUUUGGUGGUCAAAGGUCACCGUGACCUUGCAUCCAUCUCACGAUAACACGAUAUCUUAAGAACACCUUGAAAGUGGAAAAUGCAUGACCCUACUUCCACCAUACAUGCGUUUUUAGAUUUUUAAAACUUAACUGUUGAUGUUUCAAAGUUAAAAGUUGAGGACAAAAUCCUGGAGUUGAAAAAAGCCCUGUUUUUUUUUUUUGUUUUUUUUUUAACCUUUUUUUGUUUGUUUUUGUUUUGCACUCUUGUUGUGCAUGCUGGUUAGCUCAUGCAGACAGUUCAGUUUUGGCCAAAUUUUUAAUGAGAUGUAAUAUUAAGGGAUUUUGAUUAAAUAUCACCAUUUUAAGGUCAGAUUUGGUGAUGAUGUGUCCAAGGAAGGCAGAAACUUGAGAAUCCAGCAUUAAUUUCUGAUUUUACAAUUUCUGGCGAUGAUACAUGGUAUAAUUGGUGAAUUUUAAAGAAUACAUGCAUUUCUUAAAAAAUCGGCAGUAAAAAAAACAAAACAAAACAAAAAAAACCCCAACAACCAUAUAAACAUGUAUGCCCCUCCCCCAAGCCAAAAUAAAAAACAUAGGUCCCAACUCUAUGUUGAAAAAAUUAUUUGACAUGCCUCCCCCUUUUUGCACCAGACCCUUCCCCUCAAAAAUCAAGAACAGUCCUGAACAGAAGAGAAGUUAGUAGGUGAUCAAUAUAAUCCGCAAUUUUGCUACAAUCAUUUACUUCAGCCCUCUGCUUAAAACUGGUGGAAAUGUGGACUGUUUCAUUAGAAAGGGCCACGGGCCCAGGAAUUAUGAACAGAACCAGGUUCAAGAACCAGAGCUAAUUUGGUGGAAAAUGGGUAUGUGUGAUACUUAGUUUGUGAUCAUUUAUUUAUUCGCAGAUUUGUUAAGGAAUAUGCUAUGCAUCACUGAAGCACACAUCAUAAAUGGAUAUGAUAAGGGUGUCAAGGCACUUCUUCCAAUUUUUACCCAUUCAUGGUCAUGUGCUGUAGAGGGGCCCAGGUUAAAAUUGGUACUUCCUUGAUUUAGUUGCCCAUGUCUUUAAAACUCAACAUUAUUAUUAUUUAUUUAACACAGGCUUUCUCUUAUAAAUGGAAAGUCUCUGAGCCCAAGAUGAGACAACACCAGUGAUGUCACUAUGAUGUAACAGGGUUAUUUCCAACAGAGUUGAUAAGGCUCCUCCAGCUCUUGCUUUUUGCCCUGAGGAAUCAGUCAGUGCAUGUGUUUUUCUCUUUCAGGUUUGAGAUCAGCCAGGAGAGACACUCUCCUUCUCUGGCUCACUGGCUCCUCCCACUUCAUCCAGAUCAUUACACUGUUUCCCUCUAAUGUGACAAAUACCUGACGAAUGGAAAUAACAGCUUCAAAUGACAACAUAUCCUUUGAGAGACGGCAACAAAUUGUACAGAUCUAUUUUCUUUGUCUAUAAGAUUGUACUGUGGAGAUUCGCUGUGAUGACCUGCAGUACUCUCUCUCCCUCUGUCCAUGUAUAUAGAUAACAGAGCUAACUAUGCGUCUUCUUGACAGCUGUACUCUGAUCCCGAUGCUGUGAUGUCAAACCACAUCCAACAAAUGAAAGGCAAGAUGAGGGAAUUAUUUUUUCUAUAUUUGACCGUGUUUUCUUAGUAGAGAAUGAGGAUUUAACACAGUUUUCAUUAGCUGGUUAUUAUUUUAUUAUUUUUGACAUGUUUUUGUUUUAAAAGAACAUCCAAAUUAAUCUAGUGCUGUUUUAUGCUAUAAUUUGUAGUUGAAUUAGAGUCAGUGCCCUACAGACCAGCAGGCACAAGCUGCAGAGUGUUUGGAAAGGUUUUAAACCCGCUGAAAUCAGGUGUCAUUAGGCUGGAAAUUGGAAAUAUUAGAAGAAGUGCUAUUUCUGAUGUGUCAUAGUUUGAUGUUCAGCAUGGACUUAACCACUCACCUUGUUUUCUUCCGAGUUGUCCCCUUUACUUGAAGUGGUUACUGAUGUUUUGGUGAAGCAGACUGGAGUUUGCAUUCAUCUGGACUUAGUUUCUGAAGACUUGCUGUUUCACUUAGGGCCCUGCUGUUGUAAGUUCAAAUAUCAUGUUGUGUUUUAUAUAUAUGCAAGUCUGUAUUAAGUGUGUGUUCAUGACCUUCAGUCAGUGUUUUGCCAUGUGCAUGCCCAGCAGUUGUAUUCUGCUUAGAGCACAUAUGUUCUCCUAAAUGUCACUUUAGGGGUUGACAUGUUUUUGCUUUUUGACAUUGUUAGCGUUUAUUAUUGAGACCAAUUGUAACCACUAGCAGAGCUUUGCUCUCUGGUCUGUCAUACAUUGUAAUACAGCACUGGAUGUCUUCUGAUGGAACUCGAACAUUUCAGUCAGCUUGACGGUUUUCAGUUAAGGCUCAGACGCUCCAAACUGACAUCAAAGAACUAGCUGUGACAAAAGCUGAUUGUUGCGUCAUCUCAUGUCGUUGUGCUAGCCAGUUAGCACAUUAACAAUCCAAUCCGAUGUUGAAAGAACAGAGCAUAUCCACCGUGCACCAGUGACCAGUAACACAAAUCAUUCGGAAACAUUUCUGCUAGAGCUCAAUGGAUGAAGAAAAAUAAUCUGACCUCAUGCACUAAGUUUCUUGUGAUCUCACUUGACUAUAACUCUUUGUUUUUUUACUUUCCUCAGUCUGUUUCUCCUCUCAUGUGCUGGGCUGAACUGCCAAUCAGAGUGAUUUCAUUCAUCACUUCGUCGGCUGCACAGUGGGUUGAACAUGCAGAAUUGGCUGGAAAAAAAGCUGACAAGGGUCAAUGAGGGCCAGUAGUUCAGGACACACUGCAAAGACUAGGGCGACAGAUGCUCACCACUGGCCCUACAUUAACUGACGGCUGGCUUUGGCUUGGUGUGUCAGGAUCAUUAAGAGGAGUGUUAGAAUUUUGAAAACAUAAACUGACCUUAACAACUUCUAAGGUGAUAAAGAAACAAAAACAUUGGUGCUUCUUAAAGUCAAGGAUGCUUCCUUGAGAGGAUUGGUCCUUCCAAGUCAGGUCUUACAGAUGCUAGGUAAGAUUCCCUCCUAGCAUUUGGUGAACACACAUUGGAAUGGGCAAGCAAGUGCCUAGGUUUGCAUCAUUGAAGAGGGCGCCACCUUCAAUUCUGGCAAUUUGUGCGCAAAGGAUUGUGGGUAAUUCAUGCCCGCUGAGGAUACACGCAUCCUUGAAAAUCCUCUGAACGAAGGACUCGGUUCACGGUAUAAUUCAAAGGAUCUUUUACAUCGGAACAGUCUUUCAGCAACAAUUGAUGACAUGGCUUCCUUAAAAUUCAGCAGUUCAAGGAUCCUUCCUUGACUUUGAGAAGCAAGACAUGAUUUUGUAAAACCAAAGCUGGCUCAAGAUUUUUCUUCAUUCAACUAAAGGAGUCAGCUCAACAGAAGUUUGCACAGUGCUACCACUGGUAGCCGAAUAUACAACAGUUGUUGUCAGUAUUGUAUCUUUAAUAUAGCUUCCCGCCUUCAAUGGCAGCCCUGAGCACACAGCUGCUGACGAGAUUCCAGACUUAUCUGUAGGAUUUCAUAAUACAGGAUGAUGCCUCAUGAUUUGAUAUUACACUGUUUGUAUUUUUGUUUGUAUUGACCUAACCUCUUUCUGUUGCAGUUUUUUAUCUUAGACCUGCAUAAUUAGCCUAGUUAUAUUUUGCCUUAAAUGUUGCUACAUUGAUUGCCCAAUUUCAGGGGAGUUUAUACCCUAACAUUCUUCCCACAUGGAUUUUAUGAAUUCCUAAUUUACAGAAAUGUAUAGAUUCUGUCAGACACCCAUCCAGGACUGUGAUGCAUAGUGUGAUUGUCCUCAAGACCAGGGGCCUGUAUUAGGAAGCAGGAUUAAUGUCUUAGCAGGUAACUUCAGGGUUAACCCUAGGUUUUCGGUCUCACAAAGCCGGUUCAGUUCUUAUCGGGGUAGAUCACCAUGGUAACUUACUCUGAACGGCUAUCCUGCUCCGGAGCAGGGUAAGUUCAGGGUUGAAUCUGAUCCUAUUAAGAGCACCACCCACUGGCCAAUCAGCUGUUCGGAAAAAAAUGACUCCACUGGCAGAAAUGCAGCCCAGUCAUGACGGGAAGUUUAAUUCAUUUGAUUGAUUUUGAUUUGAAAGUUUAUUUUGAACAUUAAAAAAGAAAAGAAAGCAACAACAACAGACAAUGAAACGAUUGUUCAAAAAGGAGUGGAAAGAAGUCGAAAUUUCAUCCCACCCCUUCGUAAGAAAGAAACUGAUCAUUUGCAGACACUUAAUAGCACCAUUAAUUAGUGCCAACAUUUUUUUUGUUGGAGGAAAUGAUCCCUGUUAAAGAUAAUGGGCCUAAUUGACAGCUUUGCUGCUGGAAAUGUGGAAAGUAGCCUAUCAUGUCUAUACUUCAUGGUGUUUGAGGGAUUUUCUAACACAGCUCAAUAUCAGGAUGAUUGUAUUCAGACUAUCAAUUUGGUGUUGAUAUGAUUUAAUUAUGGCAUCAGCUUUAAGCUUUAUUGUAGCAUAUAUAACGUUAUGACAAAGAAGACCAAUUUAUCAGACGCAAUGAUGUUAGAUGAUAAUUGUAAUACACGGAAUUCAUCUGCGCAGCAUUGAUUUCAUGGGAUUCAAGGGUGUGAUCAGUGUCAGAGGUACAGGUACAGGUACUGUAGCUACUUGAACCAGUGAGUAAUUUAACCUACACAUAAUUUUAUUUGCUACCCUGUUUUGUCUUGAUUUUUCCCUUUCUCCUCCUCUAUUUCUUCUUUCCUGACCCGUUUUUUUUCUUCUCUAUUAUGUGAUUUCAUCAAUGUUUUGACAGGGGAAUUUCUUUGAUAGGCUUUUAGUGGCUUCUACCCUCUCCGGCACGUUUCUUUUUUUAAUCUUGUAAAUUUUAUACUGUCUGUUUUUAACAUUACGUGCAAAUAAACUAAUCUAAACUAAAACUAAACAUUAUUCAUCCCAUUAUGCGUUGCCACACGUUUCCUCCUCCUGCAGCUGCCAUGAUGUUGGCGUUUUCUGUAAUGUUGCUUUUCUCCUCCUCAUAUUUUAGUAGAAUUCAUCUCUGAUCCUCCCGAGAAAUACUUUUUUUUCCCUCACAUACGGUGCUCUGUGAGGACGCUCAGUGAUGCUGCGCUUCUCUCAUGAUUGUGAUUGGUCCGCUGCGUUCACGGUUCUUGAUAAAGCAACCCUUGGUUGAGUUACCGAGUUGAAAUCCAGCGUCGUGAUACCGAUUAUCCUGAUUGCCAUUGUUAGGGUUAGUCAACCCAGGAUAGGUCUGGCUAACCCAGGAAAGGUUGAUCUCGCUUCGUGAUACAGGCCCCAGGUCUCUGUAAAAUACCAACAAGCUGUAUUUUGGAUGGAUCUGUAGGACAAACAAAAUCAUUUCUAACCCAGUAAUUGGACAAGCAUAUUGUGAUGAAAAAAAUAAUACUAACUACUAAGAUAAUAUGUAAACUUUGUCUUGGAGUCAGGUCACAGCAGCAUCUGCAGAUGCUGAGAUGACCUUGUGUUAUUUUCAGUGUUUCAUUUGCUUCUCCAGUUACCACAUUGAAUAAGAUGAUGGUAAUGAGGAAGCCAGCAGUAUGACUGAAAUAUCGAACAGUAUUUUCCCCCAGAUGUGCUAUAUGUAUGGAACUGCCUUUCUGAGGGUAAAAAUGCUAAUAAUGUGAAUUCUCCCAAAUUGGACAGAAAUGCUAAAGUUGAUGUGUAGCCACUGACUUUGCUAGAUAGAAAUGUGAACUGCCUUUCCCUGCCAUGUUUUGUCUUGUUUACAUAUCAUGAAUAUUUACUUUGCUGUAGCUGUUACAAAAUGUGUACCUGUAGGGGAGCAGUGUCCAUGGUACAUGGUGAGCCUCACUAAGCCUUUCACAGCUAACACCUUCCAAACAGCUUCCAUUUACCUCACAGUCCUAUAACUCAUAGUGGCAUUUUGAGUCUUUGCCUUGCUCCUGUCACACUGUAGUGAGAAUGUUACUGUAUGAGGAACCUCAUUAUACCUGCUUUCAUUCCUCACUGAAACCAAAGGGUGUUGUUAGCUAUCAGCUAUCAGCUAACAAGGUAGCUUGAUGUCAGCUACUACCCGUUAGUUCUGAUAGGGAAUGCCAACACUGCUUUGCUUAGAGUGUAUUUAAGCCUAUGUUAAGUGUAAGAAUGGGGUUCCAACUAAUCACAUGAAAAGAGCAAAAUCAACAUGUUAGUCUCCCUCCUCCCCCACCCUGUUUUCGUUUUGUUUCUACUGACAACAUAUCUUAAAAGGGAUAGUUGAGAUUUCAUGAAGUGGGGUUGUAUGGAAUGCAACUCCACUUCAGACAGUAUAUUACAAACCGAUGUCAGUCAGGACACCCGCAAUUUGGAGAAGCAGGCUGGAGUCCAACAUUAAAAGCUAAGCAAUGCAAUGCUGUGGAGGGGUCAGUAACAGAACACAUUUUAUCCACCUAAAAAGCCCCACCUAAAACAAAAUCAAGAUCAGUUUCAGUGUAUGCUAUAAUGAGAAUAUUUUCACUGAUUUACCUAAAUGUAAGACAGUGAUUUCCAAUGGGAAAAUGAAGCCAUUAUAUCGCUCUCUUCAAAGCUAGACUCCAUUGAGAAAAACAGUGAUUUAAAAUUGCUGAACAAAGAAGCUGCUGGUCUACUACUUCCUCCAUCAGUUAUUUUGUUUGUGCUUUUGUGUGACUUUGGGAGAUAAAAAAGUGUUAGUUCAGAUUCACCAAAGUCACAUAAACACAAAAUAACUAACUGAUGGAAGCAGCAGUAGACCAGCAGCUCCUGUGUUCAGCAAGCUAAAAUUCCUUCUUUUGUCAGUGGAGUCUGGUGGCUUUGAUGAGAGCAUAGAUGGGGAGCUGUUACCCAUCAAAACAGCUGUCCGACGGAAUCAGUCUCAAUCUCAACCCAAGCCCGUCAGGUUCCAAAAAGUUUGAUGGGUUGGACUGGGUUUGGGCCAAAAAUUUGCAUUGAUUGGCCGAAUUGGGUAGGGCUCAGGCUAUUGGAGGGGGGGGGAUCUCUCUUUCUUUGUUUAAUUAAAAAAAUAGAAUAAAAAGUGAGCACUCUGAUCUUAAUUUAUAUAAUUAUUAUUUAUUUAAAUAUAAAACCAACACAGAUAUUAUACAUUGAUUGAGUGACUGAUUGUUUGAGUGAUUGAUUGAUUGGUAUCAUCUCUAGUUUCUUUUACUGUAGCCUGGUGGCUUUUGACCAAUGACCAGCCUAGCCCAUGCUCUCUGUCCUUCCUCCCAGCUGCAGUAGGGAGCUUCUCUGGCAGAGACAAACAGCGUUGACAGUCGGUGAUUCACCGAGCUGGUCCAUUUUCCACUGGAGACGCACGUGGCUUGUGCCGCCACACAGCUGGUGUGUCCCGGGCGUCAGAAGCUGACUGGUGUUUUUUGUGGUAGAAGGGCUUGGUUGGGCUCAGGCUCAGUAUUUCAUGUGAUGAUCUCAGACGGGCUAAGUUUUAGCCAAAUCUCACACAGGUUGGCUUGGUUCGGGUUGAAAUUUUUUUAGCCCAUUGAGACCUCUACUCAAGCCCACUACUUCAAACUGAGGGCAUGCUGACAGACAUCUAAUGCAUGAAAUACACUGACUAUGGAUAAGUUCCCUAUACAAACUCACUUUUCCAAUUCCAACUAUCCCUUUAAAAUCACGUCACCUUUUGUGGUCACAAGUAGAUAGUUUAUUUUGAAAAAAAAAAUAUGGAAUGAAAUUGCUAACAAAGCAAUUUUCAGUUAUCUAAAGCUCUAGCAACUUGUUCACAGCAGUGUGACAUGCACCAUGUGCAGCAAAAAAAGACUAAUAUUCAAAAUGUCCAAGUGUCCCCUUAAAUUUGGUUUCAGUGUGUGCUGCAUUUUGAAAGCAAAGCCUUUGUGAAACGUGUGAGCAGAAAUCUAUGAUGAAGACAUAAGACAAGUGAGUGUCACAGGAUACCUGGUACCUUCUGCUCUGGGAGGAGGUUUGGGCUACUCUUCUGUUGAUUUCUGUGUCAUUGUCAUAGAUUUGUUCCAGAGCAGAACUGUGACAUUCUGUGGUCAUAGUUACUUCUGUAUGAAUCAAUAUUUUCAUACAGUAUAAAUGGCAACAUCCAGGAAGCAGAGGGUUUCACAGAAUAUGUUACAGUAGUCACAUGAAAUGUUAAAUGCUGCCUCCCAGAAGCAAAACCAAUACUUGAAUAUUAGAAAGCACUGAGAAAAAACUCAUUCCUCAAGGUUGACUUACUGGUUUUCUGGAGCUUCAAACACAUCUUAUGUUUGAAAGCUUGUUUAAAAAAAGUUGAAGUUUUUUGUCAAAGUGCUGUUUCCAGGGUAUGCACACACUGAGAGCUAGUGCUGGAUGUCAUUUGGACCUUUUUGAUUCCAGUGGUCAAACCUGAGUCUUGGUACAGAAGAACAAGUAUAAAAACAAUACUGUUUAGUUCUUAGAUUUUGAUUUUAUGGACAAAUGUAAAUUAGUGAAAUUAAACUGGGUACUUUUUUCAUCACCAAGGUAGUUACAAUAUUAUAAAUUCAACCAGAUAUUUGGUGCCAAUCUAUGGUACUUGAAAAUUUUUGACAUUCACUGUUCUAGAGAUAUUUCAGUUGGUACCAAAACAUAUAGAUAGCCUAGAUGACACCUAGCCUGAUGUGAGCUGUGAACUUCUGUCUAUUCUUCAUGGGUUUCUGUCCACUUUUCUCUGACCUCAGUGUGUCCACUGUGUACUGCUUAGAGAGGUGAAUAACACCAGUACCAUCAUUUAUACUGUCAUCUGAUACCUCCAUUGUGCAAUCGAUAAUUAUUUUUAUUGUUGUUUUAUGUAUCCUGUGAAACCAGUUUGAUGUUUUUGAUAAUGUAGCAUAUGUUUUUAAUAUGAUUAUUUAUGCACCAGCAGCCACCUACUCCUCUGUCCUGACUUUUUUGUAGAACUUCAUGCUUUGAUUGCAUUCAACUAGCUGCAGAAUCUACAAACCUUUUUAUUGAUGCUUUUUAUCUAUUUGGGGGAAAAGAAAGUGGAUACAUAAAUUUAACAUAUUUUCUAAUUAACUAUAUUAGCGGUUAAGAUGAAAAAUAUGAAGAUUUACAACUUAAUUAUUCCUUGGUUAAAUAUUAAUUUCAUUUUCAAGUUGGUGGCGAUUUCAUUUUGGUAUAAAGCCUUUUAAUUUCUGUCUUACUGAAACACUGAUGCUUAAUAGUAAGCUGCCAAAACUGAUUUUAGAGGGACUUGUUUUAUUCUCCAUUCACUUUAUGUGUUUAUUCUCUAAAGCUUGUCGUUGCUGGGAAGUUUUUCCCCUGCCUUCAACUGCCCUUCCUCCGGUGUAGGUGAAAUAAUCUGAGCUGUCUUUAUUAAGAUGAUGUGUGUACAGUCUGUAUAGUAUCAUGUCUGAUAUAUUUGUCCUAUAAAAAGUGAAGAUGAAGACGAUAAUGUAACCUUGAUAAGGACAACAACAACAGUUUGGAGGACUGCUUACAGUUACAGUAAUAGCUGAGGAGAGAACAGAUGCUGGUUUAUUUUGAACAGUGAUCCUCUCCACAUGGUCUGUACUGUUUACUAGAAUAAACAUUUCCGUUAAAUGGCAAUGGACUGCUGCUUGACUCGUUACAGGUGACAGGUAAUUACUAGUAGCACAGGCCUAAAUAUCUGGACUUUUAGUGCCUAUAGGUGAAACUCCAGGAAUCACCUCUAUGUCUGGUUAGCUCCUAGGUCUCCACUACCCGGUUUGUAGCACAGGCAUUCUGUCCUAACUUUGUAGUUUUAAGCCCAAACAGAGAUGACCCAGGUUACAUCACUUACCCUCUAAGGGUUGGGGGGGUUUAUCCCAGCUGACAGUGGGAGGAAGCUGGAGUACCCAGAGAAAACACAUUUUGAUAUGGGAAGAACAUGCUAAAUUCACCCUGGGUAUGAACAGUACCCAGAGAAAACACAUUUUGAUACGGGAAGAACAUGCUAAAUUCACCCUGGGUUUGAACCCCCCACCCCAGAAACACUCAUGCUGUGAAGUGACAAUGCUAACCACUGCACCACGAGUAGUAACAGUGGCCCUCAUUUAUCAAACGAACAUACGCCGUAAUAAUAAUGGGUGUACGCUCAUUUCCACGCCAACUUUGGCAUUUAUCAAUUUGGACGUGAGCGUAAGGUACGAUCAAAUCUCACGUCAGGUCUCAGCUCGUGUAAGCAAAUUUGAGUCUGUGGACUUGCGGUGCAGCACAGCAAGAUCUGGCUGAGUCUGAAAAUAAUUAUUAAACAAACCUCAAACUUGUCUUCUAAGCAUAUGCAGCCACACAUUCAGUAGAUUAAAAAGGGAUUCCCAAAACGAAUUAAACAAAAUGAAAUAGCACUGAAUGAUUAUGCAUUCAUCAAUCGCAAAAAUUACCACUCUGUUAACUUAGAGGUAAUUUGUGAUGCCAGGCUAUCACUAAACGUGGUAGCGUAGUGGCCGAGGGUUGGGUUGGGGGGCGGCGCACGGCUACGGGACAGCGCACUGCAGGGCCGGUGUAGGCUAUUAAAUGACAACAUUUUGGUAUAGUUCUUACUCUAUGUGACAAAGGUUAUCCCCUCAAUAUCUUAUAACCCCGCUGGCAAACCCUGCCACAGAGCAUGAGCGCGGGUUUAACAGUGCGCACACACGCACACGGGUCACGGUGGAGCGCUGCUUCGGGUUGCUCAAGCGCAGGUGGCUCUGUCUUGGACCAGCGGGAGGAACGCUGCUGUAUACCCCAGAAAAGGUGUGCGACAUCAUUUUGGCCUGUGCAGUUUUGCACAAUAUUGCUUUAGAUAAUGGAGUGCCGUUUGAUGUGCCGGCGCAGCCAGAUGAACCAAUGCCCAGGGAACCGUGGCCAGCACAGCCUCCACUGGGGGGCUAUACGGAGGAGACAGGACCUCAUUCAUCGCUUCUAAAAUGUAAAGUAGGCUAUACUUUAAAGUUGUGUAAGUGCUCUACAGUAGGCCCAUUUAAUCAGUAAUGUAAUGCAAGUAUAGACUAUAAGGGUAAAGGGAUAUUCAAUACAGACAAUGGACAACAUUUAGUCAUUUAGCCUAAACAUUUUAUUCAGGGUUUUGUUUUUUUUUUUUAGAUUCUAGUUAAUUUAUUUUAGCGCGUUAUUAAUUGUCUCUAGCGUGCUAACUGAAGCCAAUAAAUGGCAUAUUUCUGUCUGCCUUUCCAGGACCUCUGCCGUGAUGACUGGCCAAGCACGGAAGGCGGACGGCACGCGCUCGCCUGCCUGGCUCGGUGGGACCGCUCUGGGGAGAGGACCUGGACGCCAUGCCGCUGGUGCCUGGCUCUGAAACAGCAUUUGAACAAAACAAUAAAAAUGUGUACCUGUGCAACACGUGUAAGCCUAUUUGUUUGGACAGUAGUGUACUGUCAGGUUAAAUUAACUAAUGCAAGUAAAAGGAGGGCUGUUACCGUUCUGCUCCGGCUCCGAUGCA